ACCGUAACUAAUUUAUUAAUUAAGAUAAUCCUAAUAUUCGUUUAUUUUUUAAUUCUAGGAGGUCUAAGUACAACGGCAAUGGUGAAAAUCCAAAUAACCGACGUCAACGACAACCACCCGAUCUUCUACCCAUCGGAAUACAACGUUUCGCUUGGAGAAAAUGGAUCAUCUUCAUCGACUACGAUACCGGUAGUAAUAGUAGCAGCUACCGAUUCCGAUUCGGGUAAAUUCGGUACUAUAACCUAUAAAAUCGUAUCGGGAAACGACGCCGGUGUAUUUAGAAUAGAAAAAUCUACGGGGGAAAUAUUUAUUAAUAGACCUACGUUGUUAUCGGCUAGAGGACAACCGUAUCACAGAUUGAACAUCAGCGCCGUCGACGGGGGAAAUUUGAAAUCAUUGAAAGACGCCGAGGUGUAUAUCAGCGUUAUCGAUUCCACUCAAAGACCACCGAUUUUCGAACAUCCCAGGUACAUAUAUACGGUUAGUGAGAACGUUUGGAAAAAUACAGUCAUAGGGACCGUCAAAGCAACGGUAUUCAAUAACGUUGGCAGAUCCAACGUGAGAUAUUCCAUUUACUCCGGGGAUCCAGACGGUUUGUUCAGCAUAGAUAGUUUGACGGGCGUCAUAGCUACUGCGUCAAAUUUAGAUCACGAAACCAAAUCUAGUGUUCUAUUGAACGUCCAAGCAACCAGUGGAGAACCACCAGUAUACGGACACACCCAGGUGAAUAUAGAGAUAGAAGACGUAAACGACAACGCUCCCGAAUUCGAUUCGUCGAUAGUUCGUAUUUCGGUACCGGAAAACGUCGAAAUAGGUUCCCCUCUAUAUUCAGCCCACGCCAAAGAUAAAGAUUCCGGAAGUAAUGGAAUAGUUAAUUACAAAAUUAUCAACAAUCCUUACAGCGGUUUAUUUAAAGUCGAUACCAAGAACGGAGAUUUAACCAUUACCAGACGUUUGGAUUACGAAACGUCGCAAAGACACAGCUUGGUGAUAACUGCUACUGAUAACGGUGCUCCAUCUCUAUCUUCCAACUUAACUGUAUUGGUUGAGGUGCAAGACGUUAACGAUAAUGCUCCGGUAUUUGAAAGGAACGAAUAUUCUUUGAGCAUAUUGGAAUCGCUCGCAAUUAAUACUCAGAUACUUCAGCUUACAGCCAUUGAUGCCGAUAGCGGAAACAAUGCAAGAAUAACGUACAGACUUAUAACUUCGAAUUCAUCUCAUGAUACUGAUAAUCAAGAAAUUUUCGGAAUUUUUCCCAAUAACGGUUGGAUUUAUCUGCGCGCUCCUUUAGAUAGAGAAACAAAAGAUAAAUACGUUUUGACCGUUGCUGCAACUGAUAAUGGUACUCCGUCAGAAACAACCACUACAAAGGUGCUACUAGAAAUCCUUGAUGCUAAUGAUAACGAUCCAGUUUUUGGAAACGAUUCGUACGAAUUCAGUAUAGAGGAAAAUUUAGGAAGAGGCACUUUAGUUGGGAAAGUGUCGGCCACGGACGCGGAUAUAGGACAAAACGCUGCAAUCAGAUACAGCUUGAUACCAUCAAAUAGCAGCUUUCAAAUCAAUCAAAUCAGCGGUGAAAUCACUACAAAAGAAUCCCUAGAUCGCGAACAGAAACAGUCGCACGACAUCGUCGUAGAAGCUAGAGACCAAGGAGUACCGUCUAGAAGUAUUAGAAAAACCAUCGUCGUAACAGUAUUAGACGUAAACGAUAACGCUCCGGAAAUAGUAGAUCCUCAAGAAGACGUCAUUAGCGUUCGAGAAGAACAACCUAUCGGUACCGAAGUGGUUAGAAUAAGAGCUGUAGACCUAGAUAACGGUCUCAACGCUUCAAUAACUUACUCGGUUGUAAAAAAUCGAGAUUACGAUGGACAUAACGUAUUUUCCAUAGAUCCCGUAACUGGAAUUAUCAAAACUCGCGCCGUACUAGAUCACGAAGAAAAAACAAUCUAUCGAUUAGGUAUUGCGGCUACGGACGGCGGUCAACCUCCCAAAGAAACCGUUCGAAUUUUGAGAAUCGAAGUUUUAGAUUUGAACGAUAACAGACCGACGUUCACCAGCUCGAGUUUGGUAUUUAGAGUGAAAGAAGACGCUCCAAUUGGAUACGUAGUUGGAUCGAUAUCGGUAUCAGAACCGACGCACGAAAAUUCGUUGAACGGAGCCGGAGGAUACGUCACUUAUACGCUAACUUCCCUAUCGACGGACGUUUUGAACGACGCUUUCGAUAUAGAUAGAAGCACCGGUACUUUAGUCGUCUCCAGACAAUUAGACAGAGAAACCCAAUCGGAAUACAAGCUAGAAGUUAGAGCUUUAGAUACAAGCGCUAUGAACAAUCCGCAAAGUAGCGCGGUUACCGUAAGGAUAGACGUCGCCGACGUCAACGACAAUCCUCCCAAAUGGUCCCAAGACCCGAUUACAAUCCAAUUGAACGAAAACACCGAUAUCGGUACUGCUAUAUACAAUUUCACAGCUUCGGAUCACGAUACCGGUACAAACAGCGAUCUACGAUACGGUUUAACGGAACAAUUUCCACGGGACGGGAGUUUUUCCAUCGAUUCCUUAACCGGUACGUUGAUUCUAACCUCGAAACUCGAUUUCGAAACGACGCAAGAAUAUACUUUAAUCGUAUCAGCAACCGAUCAAUCUUAUAACGUAUCUGAACGAUUAACAGCUUCGGUUACGGCGAAAAUAUCGAUACUAGAUACCAACGAUAAUCCGCCGGUGUUCGUUACACCCUUAACCGUCGUUUAUAUACCGGAUACUACCAUCAUCGGUAUGACCAUCACCCAUAUCGUAGCCAUCGAUAAAGAUAGCGGCGAUAACGGUAAAGUCAGUUACGUUAUCACUAACGGCAACGAAGAGGGAAUUUUUUCUUUGGGAUACGAUACGGGAUGUUUGACUUUGGCGAAACCUCUAAGUGGUGAUCGAAAAAAUUUCGUUUUGAAUAUAACGGCCAACGACCGCGGCAGUCCAACUAGGAAGGCUACGGUGGAAUUGAAAUUGAUGGUUCGCGGUUCGGUGGAUAGCGUUCCGAAAUUUUUGGAAGCGCAGUAUAUGAUCGAAGUGUCGGAAGAUGUCGCCGUCGGAUCUGUCGUGACGAAAAUGUCGGCCAAAAGUGGAUUCGUAACGGAAGGACACAAUCUAACAUUCGUGUUACCUUCUGACGAAACUUUCGACAUAAUUUCAUCUACCGGUGAAGUUAUAAUUAAAAAACCCUUGGACAGAGAAAAAAUAGAAACCUACAUAGCUACGAUUUACGUCAGCGAAUCCUCUCACAAAACCACCCUAUUCGAUACGACGACGUUGGUAGUAAAAGUGACGGACGUCAACGAUAACUUUCCCAAAUUCCAACCGGGCUCUUGUUACAAACUAUCCGUGCCGGAAAAUUCCGAUACGGCCGUCAUUCACACGAUAGUCGCCGAAGACGAAGACGAAGGCGCCAACGGUGAAAUUUAUUACAGCAUAACCGGCGGCAACAUCGGAAAUAAAUUCAGCAUCGACGUCAAAAGCGGCGAAAUAUCUUCCAGACCGUUAGAUAGAGAAAGCCAAUGGAGAUAUUCUCUAACUAUAGUGGCUAGAGAUCGAGGGAAUCCGUCUUUACAGAGCGACUGCAAUUUGACGAUUUUCGUUGAAGAUCAAAACGAUAACGAUCCGAAAUUCGAUCUAUCCAAAUAUUCCGUAGCCAUAUCAGAAGACACGCCGAUCGAUACCUCAGUUUUAAAGGUACACGCUUCGGACGCCGAUCAAGGAAUCAACGCCAGGAUCAUAUAUUCAUUAGCCAACGAAAGCCAUUGGUUAUUUCGGGUCGAUAAUAAAACCGGAGUUAUCACUACCGUUGGUUCUUUCGAUCGAGAAAAGCAGAGUACGUACAGUUUUCAUAUAGUAGCAACCGACAGUGGUAAAUACAACGCUAGAUCCCAAAGCGUUCAAGUGACCGUUAAAAUUUUAGACGUCAACGACAACAAACCCAUAUUCACCCAAUACCCUUUCAAACAAAAAGUCCUCCCUUACAUUCAACCCGGUCAAAUAAUACUUAAAGUAACAGCUAACGACGCCGACGAAGGCACCAACGCCGAUAUAGUUUACAGUUUAUCUAGAGGAGAUUCUUACGGGAAAUUUAGAAUACAUCCCAACACAGGAGUAUUGACAACGACGCAAAGUUUAGCUAGCAACAAAGGGAAAGUGAUCUAUUUAAACGUACAAGCGACCGAUAAAGGAAAUCCGUCGAGGAGUUCGUCCGGUCUGGUGGAAAUCACCGUCGGCGACUUGCAAGACGGUUCGCCGGAACUGAAAUUCCAAAACGAUACUUAUACGAUACGAGUAGCCGAAAACGCCGAACAAUUCACCGAUAUCGUUCAAGUAUCCGCUAUAAGAACCGACGGUAGACGCCAGAAGAUAUUAUACAACAUCGGUAGCGGUAACGAAGAUAAUAUCUUCGUUAUUAACUCAGAUAGCGGGAUAAUACAAGUGCGCGAUUCGAAAAAUCUCGACUACGAACUACAUAAAACUAUCGAAUUAACGAUAGAAGCCAAAACGGAAGGUUCGCCGUCUUUGCGCGGUUAUUGUAAAGUCGCGAUUCGAUUGACCGACGAAAACGAUAACGCUCCGAGAUUUACCCAACAGCGGUACGCCGCCAGCGUCUGGGAGGGUAAUAAAAAAGGGGAAUUCGUUUUGCAAGUCAUCGCGUCGGAACCGGACGAAGGCGCCAAUUCGCGAAUACUGUAUCAUAUAGUGGACGGUAACCACGACAACGCGUUUAAAAUAGAACCGGCGUUUAGCGGUAUAUUGAAAACCAAUAUCGUAUUAGAUAGAGAAAUUAGGGAUUUGUAUAGAUUAACUGUGAUAGCUACCGACGAAGGGGUACCGCAAAUGACGGGUACCGCGAGAAUCCGCAUCGAUGUUGUCGAUAUUAACGAUAAUCAGCCGACUUUUCCGCCUCACAGUAUCAUCACCGUUAAGGAAGAUACUUCCGUCGGAACGGUAUUAACGAUCGUAAAGGCUAACGACGUCGAUACCUAUCCGCCGUUGAUUUAUAAUUUCGCUAAGGAUAAUUUCAAAAACGAUUUGCAGUAUUUCAGUAUCGAUAGGUAUAGCGGUAAAGUGGUAUUGAUGAAAAAUUUGGAUUUCGAACUUUGGCGGGAAUGUAAAAUCGGUAUAGUAGCAUCGGAUACGGCGCAUUCGGCUCGAACUACUUUGACCGUGAAAGUUGACGACGUCAACGAUAACGCUCCGGUGUUCUUACAAUCGUCGUACGUCGCCAGUUUACCGGAUGGUAAUUCAUCACCCCUUAGCGACAUUCUCGCUUUAAACGCUAGCGACGCAGAUUCCGGCGAUAACGCAAAAAUAAUUUACUCCCUAGUAGAUCCUUUACCGGGUUUUUCCAUCGACGCAGAAGACGGUAUCCUACGAGCGAACAUUUCCACGUUAUCCCAUUUAAACGAAGAUAUUUUACUAACCGUAAAAGCCACAGACUCCGGAACACCACCACUACAUACUUUGGUGUCAGUUAAAGUAAAAACCAACGGGGGCGUCGCUACCGGCACGAAAUCGUCGAACAAAAUGGAUUAUAAGGUUAAUAUACCGGAAAAUACGACCAUAGGAAGUUCCAUUAUACAUUUAACGAAACCAACGGACGCUCUCUUUAAAAUCGUAGAAGGAAACGAAGAAGGAAUAUUUGAGGUUAUAAAUCCAUCCGGAGACGUAGUUUUAAUCAAACCAUUAGAUAGGGAACGACAAGAUUUUUACAAUUUAAAAAUAUCCAACGAUAUUUCGUCUACAUCGAUGAUAAACCUCAAAAUUGAACUAGAAGAUUCCAACGAUAAUCCGCCGAUUUUCCAAAUCAUCGAUCACGAAAAAACAAUCAGCGAAAAUCUUCCGAUCGGUUCAACGAUCGAAACUAUAUCAGCAACCGACGCGGAUUUAAUCAAUACGCCGAAUUCUGAUGUUUAUUACGAAAUUACAUCGGGAAACGACGAAGGAAACUUCCAAAUACAUCGACGAACCGGAAUAUUGACGGUGAAUAAAACUUUGGAUUUCGAUAAAGGAAACACUCGGUAUAACAUUGUUAUAAGAGCGUGCGAUCGAGGAGUACCGAUUCUAUGUACCCUUAAUACGUUCACGAUAAAUUUACGCGACGAAAACGACAACGAACCCAAAUUUCCCGUAACGGAAUAUUUGGAAUUCGUUAAAGAAAACGAACCGGUCGGUACGGCGGUAUUUACCGCACGAGCUACCGACGCCGAUAAAGGACCGUUCGGACAAUUAACUUAUAGUAUAAUACCGUCAUACGGACAAUUAGACAAUUCCUGGAAAUUGUUUAACGUCGAUAAAAUCACCGGUUUAGUUACCACAUCGACGGUAUUCGAUUACGAACAACGUAAUAAAUACAAUUUUAUGAUACAAGCGCGAGAUACCGGCGGUAAAUCGACAUCGAUCAAAACUCGAAUCGAAAUCGAAGGUAAAGACGAAUUCCAUCCGCAAUUUACCGAAAGAACGUACAAAUUAACUUUAGCUACGUCUUCGAUUUUACCGAUCGGUUAUAUAGCGGGACGAGUUACCGCUACAGAUCGCGAUAAAGGUCCCGACGGUAGAAUCGUAUAUCAAUUGGCAACGCAGCAUCCUUAUUUCAAAGUUAACCGUACCACCGGCGAUAUAAUGAUCAAAAAGAAAUUAGAUUACGCCGAAUUACCGAAUACCGGCGGAGAAAUAAGUUUAAUUAUAACCGCUACUUCAGGUCGACAAGGUUCUUUAACGAAUACUACAGUAGUGGAAAUAAUUUUAGAUCCCCUAGCCGAUCCGGGUACUAAUCUAGCGAUAAACGGCGAUAUAAAUACUUCGAUACCGUCUACCGGCGGCGGUGGAAUCGCCGAUUGGGUAAUGGGGCUAUUAAUAGCUUUAAUAUUACUCGUUAUAACAUUCGGCGCCGUAUUCGUCUACCUACAUAUGAGAAAUAAACGUAAUAAAAAGAUAAAUAAACCUACUUUGGGUAACGAAGCCGUUUCGUCGUCGAAUAAUUACGUCGAUCCGAGCGCUUUCGAUACGAUACCGAUUAGAAGUCGAGUGGGUUCGUUACGUAACGGUAAUAAUCAAUUUGCGCCGCCGAAAUACGACGAAAUCCCCCCGUACGGCGCGCCGCAUCCGGCUAGUUCGAAUUCCGGCGCGGCGACUACUUCGGAAUUAUCCGGAUCGGAACGAUCCGGUUCGAGCGGUCGGGGUUCGGCGGAAGACGACGGCGAAGACGAAGAGAUACGAAUGAUAAACGAAGGACCUUUACCUAGAGAUCAAGGAGCGCUACAAGACGGCGACGCUCUAUCGAAUAAUUCUGUUAGAAAUACGCAGGAAUAUUUGGCGCGUUUGGGUAUUAUCAAUAAUAACGUUUCUAAUUCGAAUAGUAAUAAUAAAACGGUACCGCCGAUGGAUAUAUUCGACGAAGAAGUCGGUACGGAAAACGAUAUAACGAAUUUGAUAUACGCCAAAUUGAACGACGUCACCGGCGGCGGUAAUAGCGAUCGCGUCAGUUCGACUAACGACGGCGGUAUGAUGAACGGUUACGGCGACGUCGCCGCCGUUACGCAUCAACCGUCGAUGAACGGUUCAUUGAGUUCGAUAGUGCAUAGCGAAGAAGAAUUGGCGGGUAGUUAUAAUUGGGAUUAUUUGUUAGUUUGGGAACCGCAAUAUCAGCCGUUGGCGCACAUUUUUUCCGAAAUAGCGAGAUUGAAGGACGAUACGGCGUCGGUGCAUAGCGGGGCGAGUGCGACGUCUAGCGUUAAAAGUAAAAAUUCGGUAGCUCACGCGAAAAGUGUUCCGCCGCCGUUGAUAACGAGCAUAGCGCCGCGUUCGAUAGCGAUGCCGGUUUUGAAUAGUAGGAGCGCCGUUCAUCAUAAUCAAAUGAUGUUGUUACCUAGAUCGCCUAUUAGUCACGAUUUGGCGGGCGCUACUUCGACGGCGAUGUCGCCGAGUUUCUCGCCUAGUUUAUCGCCGUUGGCUACUAAAUCGCCUUCGGUAUCGCCUUUAGUUGCACCCGGAUUGCCGGCGUCUCAUCACGUUAUGGCCAGACAGACGGCGUCUAGGAAUAAAUCUGUCGUUGAUGCGGAACUGAGGAUUUGAUUAGUGAUUAGUGUAUGUGCGUGUGUAGGUAUAUAUAUAGCGUUUUGGCUGUGUUGCGUUUUACAGACUGAUAGAAUUGAUACAAAUUAUUUUGAAAUAGCAUUUUUCAUCUAAAAUUGAUUCAUUCCGUGAAUGAAUUUUUUAAGCAAUAACAAAGUUUCCUUGGAUAUUUGUUGUUCCUAAAAAUUCAUAAUCUUAUCGAAACGACAAUACCCGUUGAGGUGCAUUGAAACUUUCUAAAAUCGUUUUAUUUCAAGGUUCAGUUAGUUCCUUAUCAUUUUGAUUUUUUUUUCUUAUGAAACUUCGUCAAAUGUCCUUCUUGUAAUCCCCCAUCGGCCACGUAGAUUAACAUUUUUUUUUUUUAAUUUUGUAACAACUCUUGGUCAUUUCUUAUGCACUUCAGAUAUUUGCUCAACCGCUUUUUCACUUAUAUAACGUUCUCUAAUAUCCUUUUCUUUCUUGUUGGGAUACCUCCAGGUCGUCUUUUAACUACUUCCAGUCUUGUAAUAUCUCCAGGUCUCUUCUAAUCACUCAUUGCACCUCCAGGUCUUUUCUCCGCCACUUCAUUUGAAGUAUUAGUUCUUUUCAUAUUGUUCAAGAACUUUCUUACUGAUAUAACGUUCUCUUAUAUCCUUUUCUCUCUUGUUGGGAUACCUCCAGGUCGUCUUUUAACUACUUCCAGUCUUGUAAUAUCUCCAGGUCUCUUCUAAUCACUCAUUGCACCUCCAGGUCUUUUCUCCGCCGCUUCAUUUGAAGUAUUAGUUCUUUUCAUAUUGUUUAAGAACUUUCUUACUGAUAUAAUGUUGUCUAAUAUCUUUUUCUUUCUUGUUGGGAUACCUCCAGGUCGUCUUUUAACUACUUUCAGUCUUGUAAUAUCUCCAGGUCUCUUCUAAUCACUCAUUGCACCUCCAGGUCUUUUCUCUUCCAUUGCAUUUGAAGUAUUAGUUCUUUUCAUAUUGUUCAAGAACUUUCUUACUGAUAUAAUGUUGUCUAAUAUCUUUUUCUUUCUUGUUGGGAUACCUCCAGGUCGUCUUUUAACUACUUUCAGUCUUGUAAUAUCUCCAGGUCUCUUCUAAUCACUCAUUGCACCUCCAGGUCUUUUCUCUUCCAUUGCAUUUGAAGAAUUAGUUCUUUUCAUAUCGUUUUAGGAUUUUUUUAUUUAUAUAACAUUGUCUAAUAUCUUUUUCUUCCUUGUUGUGAUACCUCCAGAUCAUCUUUUUACAGCAAAUCUUCUCAUAACCACUUGUUAUGCCUACAGGUCUUUUCUUAGCCACCUUCAUACUGUUUCUAUACUUUUCACUCAUUCUUUUUGUCUAACUCUACGUAAUGUCCUUUUGGUCGUUCUUGUGAUACUCCCAGGUUCUUUUUUUACCACUUAAACAAACAAAUUCUUAUCUAAGUGUUUUAAGUCUCCUUCUAACCAUUUAAUAUUGCCUUCAGGUCUUUUCUUCUGUAAAAAUUAGUCAUCUUUAUAUUAUGUUUCUACUUUUUCACUUAUUUUUUUAUAUCUAACUUUGUCUAAUGUCAUUUUAUUCCUUCUUGUGAUACCUAUUUAUAACCAUUUGAUCUAAAUAUCUAUCUUUUUGUUUUUUGAUACCUUCAAGUUUUGUUAUAUUAUUUUCUCUAUCACUAUUUCCCUUUUUUUCUUUAUAUAAAUAUGUCCAACCCCUUCUUGUUUCUUCUUUCAGUACCUUCUGGUCUUCCUUCAAUCACUUAAGACUUAAUCUCCUUCCUUUUUGUCCUUUAAUACCUAAAAGUCUAAUACAUCCAAGUCUUUUUUAACCACUUUUUUAUCUUGCAUUAUAGCCUUCAUUCAACCAGAAUUCUUCUAUCUGUCGACCUUGUAAUAUCUUCAAUUUUGCUCCUAACCACAUUCACUAAAUCUUGUAUUCACUGGCUUUUUACAUGUUGUGAAAAAUGGUAGUCAUCUUGUACCAAAAAAAAAUUGUAUUAAAUGUCAGUUGGAACACGAUAUUUUUUAAUGAAAAUAGCUAUUUUAAAAAAUACCAGAAACCAUUUUUUUAGUUAGUCCAUGUUUUAAUGUUUGUAAAUAACAAAUAAAUGCUCAUAUAGGUAGCAGCGCUGCCUGCCAUUCUUAGCCAUACAAACAACUAACAGUUUUACUUUUUAUUUUCUCAACAAUGAAAAUAAUUCUUUGAUUUUUCUAAUUUUGAUCUUAUUAAAAAAAUAAUGAUUUUUCUUCCUUAAGACUCCUUUUGUCAUUUGUUCAAAAUUUUGAAUCGAAGAAUAUUUUCAGUGUACUGUUGUAUGUAGGAUUUAAAUUAUUUUUGUACAAAUAUUGUAAAUUAGUUUUUUUUGUAUUAUUUGUUCAUUCACAAUGUAAACUAUUAGUCAAAUUACUACGUUUUUGUAGAAUUUAUUUUCUGUAAUAGAAUAUUUUUUUCCAUACCUGUACUUAAUCGACUGAAAAAAUACUGAUUUUUAAUCGGGUUGUAAAAAUGUAAAGUAUAAAUAAAUGAAUUAU
Messenger RNA from Diorhabda sublineata, 10588 nucleotides. RefSeq names its product protein dachsous (gene ds). The coding region runs from base 79 to 8103 and encodes 2674 amino acids. The record is from RefSeq and is a predicted model, not a curated record. Lineage: Eukaryota; Metazoa; Arthropoda; Insecta; Coleoptera; Chrysomelidae. Gene Ontology annotation, biological process: homophilic cell-cell adhesion. Gene Ontology annotation, molecular function: calcium ion binding. Gene Ontology annotation, cellular component: plasma membrane; cell-cell junction. The transcript has 10 exons.